Messenger RNA from Paramecium tetraurelia, 1395 nucleotides. RefSeq lists its product as uncharacterized. The record is from RefSeq and is a predicted model, not a curated record. Lineage: Eukaryota; Ciliophora; Oligohymenophorea; Peniculida; Parameciidae. The transcript is spliced from 5 exons.
AUGAUAUUUUUAUUAUGCAUCUCAGCUGUUUUAGCUAGCUUUAAUACUUAAUAUGUAACUGAUUAAUUGGAAAUCCAACAAACCAAUUUGAAUAGUUCCAAAAGUUAUUAGUUGUCCCUCAUAAUUACUCAAUUACCAUCAAACAAUUAUUGCUUACCAUUGCUCUAAGUCAUCAUUAAUAACCAAACUCAUAAUGAUUCAUUGGCUUAUUCCAUUAAAGCUAAUAUUCAAAAAGUGUAUUUCAAUUCCACUGAUAACAUCACUAUCAAAGUUAGUUGUAUAAUGUUAGAGCACUUUUAAAAUCAAAAAAACAUCAACAAAACAAUGCAUUUUAAUUUGACUCUAACUGAAGCAAAAUAACAUAUUUCACCACCAUGCCAGUUCCCUCAUUAUGGGUAAAAUUGCAGUCUUUCGAUUCAACAAAUCUAAAAAGAAUUCUCUGUAACAAUUCUAAUUCUUAACAAUACCUGGUUUUAUGCUUACACCAUUCUUGACAAUGACGAUUAUGAGAUUUAUGUACAAAAUGGAGACUCCUUAUUUGGUAUUUCAAUCAUUUCAUUUAAUAAAGUGAAUGUUACUAGACUUCCAUCAUUUCUAUAAAAUUUUAUAGUAUUGGAUUCUUACAGCGAUGAAAAUCAAAUUUUAUUACCAAAAACAGAAAAUAGUUAAGAAAGUAUUUAUAUUAUUGGCAUGUACAAUUUCAAUUCCACUUAAAUUUAGGAAAUUACAAUCACAAUUACAGCUUCUGAUAAAAAUGAAGAAUUUCCAUUUUGGGCUACAAUACUUUUGAUAUCUAUUGUGAUCUUUGGUCUAUUGCUAUUUCUAAUAAUACUGUGUCAUUAUAAGCGAUAAUAUAAAAAGCUAACCUAAAUCAAACCAGCUUUAGAUAGGAAAGUAUUAAAGAAAUACAUGCCACCUUAAAAAGUAGAUUCGAAAAUGAGUGCUGAUACUUGCUCAGUUUGUUUGGUCUAAUUUGAAUUAAAAGAGAAGUAUUGCAAAACUCCUUGCAAUCAUUACUUCCAUGAACAAUGCUUAUUAGAUUGGACAACCAAAUAAGCCAAUUGUCCAGUUUGUAGAUAAGGAUUACUGGAAAAUGAAAUUAAUGAAUUAAUGGAAGUUAAGAACAAUAGAAAUCGAUAAGUCUAAGAAUUAAACAUAUAAGAAAUAUAAGAAGCUAUCAAAUCAAAGGAUGAACCACCGUCACAAACUUACAGGGAUUUGCCAUUUCUACAAUUAUCAUCUUCUCCUUUUAGAACUUAGUGCAAAAUAGAAUUGGAUUGCUCUCCUUAAGCAGAACAUUCGCCACAAAUUAUUUAAUUUGAUGGAUCUCCUCAAAAUUUAACAAAUAGAAACCUAUGUUUUUAAUCGGAUGGCAUUGUGGAGUCUUAAAAUUGA